ACGAAACCUUAUUUGCCGGAAGUGGGAAGAAGAGAGGGAAGUCUAACCCUCUCCCAGGGUCUUCAAGUUUAGGGCUGGGGGCUGAUUGUCGCUAAAAAGCUCAGAGGUGCUCUGGUGGAUACAAUUCCUCGCUUUGCGAAAAGAGGCUAGAACGCGCGCUGAGGUCCGUUUUGUCGUCUGAGCAACAAAGCCUUGGGGGUUAAAUAUCGUUGGCCCCGUUUUAGAAGGAAGACAUUGAGUUCCAGGGUGUAUCCUGUGUUUACUUGACGGGGGACUCCGAGUCCAGUUCUGUCGUUUUCAACUUAAACAGGUAACAUGGAGGCACCUCCAGUCACCAUGAUGCCUGUCACCGGGGGCACCAUUAACAUGAUGGAGUACCUGCUGCAGGGAAGUGUUUUAGAUCACAGCUUGGAAAGCCUCAUCCACCGCCUUCGUGGUUUGUGUGACAACAUGGAACCGGAGACUUUCCUUGACCAUGAGAUGGUAUUCCUCCUUAAGGGCCAGCAGGCCAGUCCGUUUGUUCUAAGGGCUCGACGCUCUAUGGAUAGGGCAGGGGCACCCUGGCAUCUGCGCUACCUGGGACAGCCAGAAAUGGGAGACAAGAACCGUCAUGCCCUGGUGCGUAACUGCGUGGACAUUGCAACAUCUGAGAACCUUACUGACUUCCUGAUGGAAAUGGGUUUCCGCAUGGACCAUGAGUUUGUUGCCAGGGGACACCUGUUCCGUAAGGGCAUCAUGAAGAUCGUGGUGUACAAGAUCUUCCGCAUCUUGACACCAGGGAACACAGACAACACUGAGGCCUUGUCACUCUCCUACCUUGUGGAACUAAGUGUUGUUGCACCAGCUGGGCAGGAUGUGGUGUCUGAUGACAUGAGGAACUUUGCAGAGCAGCUGAAACCUCUGGUUCACCUAGAGAAAAUAGACCCCAAAAGGCUCAUGUGACAAGGCAGUCUGUCCACCACUGGGGCUUGUCCUCAGCUGUUACAAAAAAAGAAGAUGUUAUAAUUGCCCUAUUUCACCACUGCUAGCCAGGCAUUCUUCCCUCAGGAAGGAGGACAAUGAGAACUUAGUUGGUUCUUUGCACUGUUUUCCUUAUAUGGCCAGUUCACUUUUGUGACAGCCUUUCUAAAUUAAAGGCUAAGGAUGACAUGGAGAAUCUAGAUAAUCCCUCUGCAUAAAGAGGGGAAACUGGAAUAAAAUAGCUUUGGGGAAUAAAAAUCUUUUAAUUGUUUUGCCAUUUGUGUGUAAGGUUUGUAAAACAGAGACUGAGUUUGUAUUGUGCAGUAAUAAAGGCUAUAAAGAGAAAUGUC
This is a messenger RNA of Aethalodelphis obliquidens (Pacific white-sided dolphin), 1310 nucleotides long. RefSeq names its product mediator complex subunit 18 (gene MED18). Gene Ontology annotation, biological process: termination of RNA polymerase II transcription; regulation of transcription by RNA polymerase II. The transcript has 4 exons. Bases 316 to 942 code for a protein of 208 amino acids. Lineage: Eukaryota; Metazoa; Chordata; Mammalia; Artiodactyla; Delphinidae. Gene Ontology annotation, cellular component: core mediator complex; mediator complex. The record is from RefSeq and is a predicted model, not a curated record. Gene Ontology annotation, molecular function: transcription coregulator activity.